CUCGGGAACUUCUCUGAUCACAAGGCUCGCCCCACAAUAGCGCUCUUCGUUCCGUAUCUGCGACUGCCUAAACUGGCCCACCUGAGGAUUAAGGCUAGGACAUCGUCUCCAUCUACCCAUCCACCUCAUCUAUACCAACUCUUUGCCUCCAACCAGACCACUCAAUACAACAUGUCUUCCACAAUAGACCUCGCGAAAACACUCCCUAAGAAAGCGCCCAAUACAGAAUACCACCGCGCCACACUAAAUGGUCUAAAUCGUUUCAAGUUUGCCAUCUUCUACACAGCUGCUCUGGAUGCAGCGGAAAGCCAGCGGCUUGAAGAAAGCAUUAACACGGGCGAGCUCAGCACGGGAAGGUCUAAACUCGCUCCACAGCCAGACUUCAGCGGUCGCUCGUUGCGAGACGUGUACGACUACUUCAUCGAAGUACGCGACCAAGACGAUACCAUUCAUCCGCUAUACUUUAUAGUAGCCGACCAAGAGGAUUUUGACAACAAAGGGGUGUUGGUCGUUCUGCUCAAUUCGAGCCAAGACGAGGAAGACGUCCCAGGCGUUGGACGCUGCAGCAAUGUCGAAGCAGAUUCAUGGGGUUCCAAUAUCGAUAUCGGUAACCAAGAUUGGCUUGAUCUGAAGGAACUGGAGGCUGAGGAAUGGGGUGGAGAUGACCCGUAUGCAGAUGAUGACGACAAAGAUGACAAACUAACGCAGGGGUCUGCCACUUCGGAUGCGUCGUCCAAGAAAGUGUACGGGUGGUAUAGCUUGGUGAAAAAAGCCGUUCCGAUCAACUCCAUGCUCGAGCCAUCAUGGGCAAAGAUGAAGAAGACAGAAGAGUCUCGCUUCCAGAUGCUCGGGAACUGGCAUUCUUCAAGCGAUCCUUGGGCCGAUAUUCGCAGAGCACAUCCACAGCAAUGCGCUUUCAGACCUACUGUCCAUCGAAACAUCAUCCUGGUCGCAGAGAAAGAGGAUGCUAAUGAUCCCGAGGGCAUGGCUCUUGUUCGUUUGAAGUGGGAUGGAAACACCGAUGGCGUUGAGAAUGCGAGCCCAACGGUCAUGCCGGAAGUUGAGAUAAUAGGCAAGAUGAGCGCAUACAAGGCUUUGGAAGAGGCUGAUCGAGCGGCAUCAUAGCUCAACACAUUGUCAGUAGUAUUAGCAUGUGUGAGGGGAUCAGACGUUCCUGAUCGAACGCUGCAAUCGAUCAAUGAUAGCCUGUGUUGUACUAGUAGCCAUGUUUGUACAUCAUUGCACGGGAUGGCUGGUGUUAUUUGGUACGGUGCCGGUGC
Messenger RNA from Alternaria rosae, 1280 nucleotides. RefSeq lists its product as uncharacterized. The record is from RefSeq and is a predicted model, not a curated record. Bases 172 to 1125 code for a protein of 317 amino acids. NCBI's taxonomy places the organism in Eukaryota, Fungi, Ascomycota, Dothideomycetes, Pleosporales, Pleosporaceae. The transcript has 2 exons.